AUGGAUCAGCUCGAUCAGAUUAAUCCAAAUGAAGGUGACUUUGCCUCGGAGGCUUUCUUCAAUCAAGGAUCUCUGCAGCAGAUCCAGCAGCCUAAUGGUACCUCUGGCCUGGAAGCUGUCGGAAAUGUUACUUUGCCCACCAACCCCGCAGUCAUUCAACAGCUCACCCGACAAUGGAAUUCUGGCUGUUCAGACCGAGUCGCCUGGUCAAGGCAUGGACAUAUUGCCAGUAUCUCCAAUGACGGCACGUCAGUCUACCUGGAGUGCCUCUUUUUCAAUCGUUCCUCUGGCGCAUGGGACUUAACCGGCAGACAUACCCUCACCACCAUUUUUGAGGAUGCUGUCAGUCUGGCAUGGAGUUCCACGGGAGGAGAACUCAUUGUUGUCGACACAAAGGGAAGGACAUGGGUCUUUCAUAAUUCUCCUGUCUCGAUAAACCGCCUGAUCUUAGUUAGGCAGGGAAGACUUGAUGCUGUGGACGAGUAUUCUCAACUCAUUGGGAUGGCCUGGCUGAAUCAAGACCGUCAGGACCGGCCCAGGAACGUUGUCCUCCAUGCUGCUAAGAACGAUUCUCGAUGGGUCCACAGCAACGCCAGGGCAAAACCACUCGGUCCUUAUUGGCACCGUGCUGUGGCCAUGGUACACCGCAAUGGCAGACUCACGAUAUGCUACCAGAGAGGUGAUAUGCAGUACGUAAAGGUCACAAGGCAGCUGGGGCAGUCAGAUGACACUCUCUACACACAUGCUGCCUUCGCGCCGACUGUUGAAGGGAAGAUGCUGGUCACAUUACAUGCGUGCAUGGGUGUCAUCUCAGUCUACCUUGUCCAGUUCGACUGGUCUGAAGUCAAGAGUAACCCCGAAGGCCAGGCAGCUCUGACGAUCGAAGCCGUCUCUACUUGUGUCUCAUCUUUGCCGACAUCAUCUGCUGCGCUCGGUGGAGACGCCUAUGAUCCUGACUCAUGGCAACUGAGCCAUCUAGAAGUGGUACAGACUUCUGAUGUGGAAAAAGCAGUCCAGCUAUCACCAGUUAUUCUCGCUGUAUCGACUGGCGUCAACAAUUCAAUCAGUAUCGCGGAUCCUGGCUAUCUUGUCUCCAGUGUGAUCAAGAAAUGGGCUGUGACACCUGUUGAACAGAAACUACAGUCAAGAUUUGACGACCUACCUUCCAAGGGGGCAAACACAUCAGAGACGUCCUCGAUAUUCACAUUGGAACGUCAACCAGACAAAGAGGAACAAGUGAUUACUACCUUACGGCGUAUCGAUGGACUCCACGCAGUCAUAAUUACAACACAAGAGAACCGCACCGACUUUCUCAGCUCAGACGACCUAUCGUCAGUAUCCUACUCUGCAUCCCUUACGGAGACAACUUCUAUGGCUCAAUCAGGGUUCGCAUAUCCAUUCACUUCAACCAUCCACUGUCCCGGAUUUUCUCCCAAUGCCUGCGUCCGAGCGGACGUGUCGCCCGAGGGCAAGACCCAAAUAGUCGGCAUGGAAUAUCAGUUCCAACAAGUCCAACUUCCACAAGAGCCCGACCCUAGCACGGAAGUCGCCCUGGCAUCCCUGAAUCUGUCAUUUGCUCGAGCAUGCUGGUCGAAUUCUACUAUCGACGACAUCCUGUUCUGCGCUCUACGCACCGUGCCACCCGAAUUAAUCCCUACGCUUGUUUCAGGAAUGUACCGGACGCUGUUCCGAGAUACAGAGUACAUCCACGAGAAAACGCAAGGCUCCGAACUGGAGCGAGUAUUCCACAAGCAGGUCAUGGGCAAAGUCAUGGCAUACCACGCCGGGCUGACAGCACACUGCCAGGGCCUCAUCACGCCGGCGACCACGGGUUCAGGCAGAUGUUGGCCGCUGACGGCGCAGUGGGCAUGGCUCGCGAACAACAUCCGCCACACGGCCACGAUCCUUUACAUGAGCCUCAGGGACUUCCAGAACCUCAACACCAUCCUGAGCCCCGAGUUCACAGAUAUGCUAUGCGCACAGAUCAAAUGGGGCCUGGGCGUCGUGCGCUUCAUCCUCAACACGAUCCUCGAAGUCGGCGACUGCGAAUCAAACCCGGAAAUCUUCAUGGACGAAGUAGGAGGCACAAAGCCCAACAACGGCGCCCCAGCCGCAGGCAGUGGCGGCAUCGGCCGACUCGGCGACACAGCCGGCGACGGCAGCCAGGGACUCGUCGCGCUGCUGCUCAAUUGCCACUGGUCGCGCAUCUUCCUGAUCGCAUUCGUGCGGGCGGUGCGCGCCUACGCGAAAGUCAACGAGCCCAAGUUCCGCCACCAGCUGCAACUCCUGCAAUGCAUCCAGCAGCAAACCAACGGGAAGGGCAUCUCAUUCCAGGCCAUCGAAGCAAUCCUGGAAUACCGGUGGGCCGCGGUCGGCGACGUCGAGGGAAAUACGGCCGCCACCGCCACGAAGCAGCUGCAGAUGAUGGCUACGGGAAAUGUGUCGGAGGGGUAUCAGGGCACCGUGAAGGCGCUGCUCUCGAAACUGAUUAACAGUAGUGCUGGGCUGCGCGCGAAGAUGCUGAUUGAUCGGUAUCGUCUGUUUACGGACCCGGUUGGGUUGGAUUAUGUAUUCCUGAAUAACGAGGUUAUCGGGUGUGGUGGAGACGCCGAUGCGGUGAGGUUUGAUAUUCACCGCAAGAGGCCGAUCCUUAAGGGGAACAUAGAGGAUGGGGGCACAGGGACGGGCGCGGGUGGUGGUGGCACUGGCUUGAUGGUUAGGAAAUGCGGGCGCUGUGGGAGCUAUAGUGAGGAUGUCAAUGUCCCGGGCAGAGAAUGGCCGCGGCAGAUUGCGUCUAUGAUGGCCAGGUGUGUCUGUGAUGGCGCUUGGAUACUUGAACCUUGGGAGGCGAAAGUUUGA
Messenger RNA from Exophiala aquamarina CBS 119918, 2859 nucleotides. RefSeq lists its product as uncharacterized. The transcript has a single exon. Gene Ontology annotation, biological process: positive regulation of DNA-templated transcription. Gene Ontology annotation, cellular component: mediator complex. Lineage: Eukaryota; Fungi; Ascomycota; Eurotiomycetes; Chaetothyriales; Herpotrichiellaceae. The coding region runs from base 1 to 2859 and encodes 952 amino acids. The record is from RefSeq and is a predicted model, not a curated record.